Messenger RNA from Drosophila willistoni, 1027 nucleotides. RefSeq names its product probable U2 small nuclear ribonucleoprotein A' (gene U2A). Gene Ontology annotation, cellular component: U2 snRNP. Gene Ontology annotation, biological process: mRNA splicing, via spliceosome. The transcript has a single exon. The record is from RefSeq and is a predicted model, not a curated record. The coding region runs from base 179 to 973 and encodes 264 amino acids. Lineage: Eukaryota; Metazoa; Arthropoda; Insecta; Diptera; Drosophilidae. Gene Ontology annotation, molecular function: U2 snRNA binding; protein binding.
UCAACACUGGGUCAAAAUUACAAUUUCUGCGAGUACAGUAUUUUCGUUUCUGUCGCAUAAUUAAUUAUAAACAUCUAGUCCUUUUGUCCUGCCGUAUACAAAUAAUCAUCAAUUAACCUAAUAACGGACAUCCGUUGGUUUUCCUGCCGACUCAAGACAUAAAUCCAUAGUUGCCGAGAUGGUGAAGCUGACGCCGGAGCUGAUUAACCAGUCCAUGCAGUACAUAAAUCCUUGCCGCGAGAGAGAGUUGGAUUUGCGCGGCUAUAAAAUUCCACAAAUUGAGAACUUGGGUGCUACACUGGAUCAGUUUGAUACGAUCGAUUUAUCAGACAAUGAUCUACGUAAAUUGGACAAUCUGCCCCAUUUGCCGCGUCUCAAGUGCUUGCUGUUGAACAAUAACCGCAUCUUGCGCAUCAACGAAGGCCUAGGAGAGGUUGCUCCAAACCUGACCUCCAUCAUAUUAACAGGCAACAAUUUGCAAGAACUUUGUGAUUUGGAGCCGCUAACAGGAUUCAAAAAGCUGGACACCAUAUGCCUGCUAAUCAAUCCGGUUUCAACCAAACCCAACUACCGCGAAUUUAUGGCCCACAAAUUUCCACAAUUGAGGCUGUUGGACUUUCGAAAAAUCAAGCAGAAAGAUCGGCAAGAUGCCGAAGAGUUUUUCCGCACCAAGCAGGGCAAAGACAUGCUGAAGGAAGUGGCCAAACGAUCAAAACUAACGGCGGCGGCUGCUGCAUUGGCGGCCGAAGCCAACAAUGGCAAAGGUGGUGGAAAGGGAGCUACAGUAACAGCUAACCCAGAAGACUUGCAGCGUAUACGGGAGGCCAUCAAGCGAGCGAGUUCAUUGGCGGAGGUGGAAAGAUUGUCGCAAAUUUUGCAGAGCGGUCAGCUGCCGGAGAAGUUCCACCACGAACAGCAGGACCAAGAGCAGAAUGGCAAUGGUCACAAUGGUGCUGCUGCCAUGGAAUACUAGGCUGUUGUAUAGAAAUCUUUUUUAUAAUAAUAAUAAUAAUGAAAAACGAUGCAA